AUGACUUUGCUUUCAUGGAUCCCCCUCGACCUGUGGACGCUGGUGGAGCAUGCGUGGGGCAGGGCCCAGUUGGGGGCAGCCCUUGCAGCUGAAAUCAUGCAGACCCUGCCGGGGUGCAGUCCGAUGGAUUUGCUGAUGGAUCGGAUGUGGGUGUGGAACAGAGAAAAGCGGAAGGCUCUGGGGUCAGCGUGGUUUUGGGGGCUGGGGGAAGUCGGAAGUAAGGUUUUGGGGUGCAAGUUCAGAGAUGGAGGAACAGUUGGGCAGAGGCGUGGACACAGGCGUGUGGAGCAGGGGCCAGGGCUGGAGGUGGGCAUUGAGUUUUGUGCUGGGGGCAGCCCGGGAGCUUUACUGGGCCUGUGUCCGCGGCGCAGCCCCGCUCCGCCCUGCGGUGCCCACCAGGAGGCUUUGCCGGGGCGGCCAGGACCCCUGAGGGCACGAACACCGCAGACUCGCGGCGCUGGCCCUGCCCAGUCCUGCCAGCCCUGCCCUGGCACGGCCCCUUCUUCCGGGGCAGCUUCCGGGCCGACCACCCACCCAGAGGCAGAGCCCCCCGCCUGGAGGCCCCGGGCCGAGGCUCUUCCUGGACGCAGCGCACAGCGUGGCGGUGCCGCCCACCCAGCCCUACAGCCCCACCGCGCCCCCUGCCUCGGGCGGGUGCAGCCUCCAGGUCCUGCCCGUUUCUCGGGGUCUCUCCCAGGGCUCCGGGUCCGCCUCACUGAGAGCCCAAGACGGGGGCCGCCACCGCCUCAGCGACCCCCACCCCUCCCCGCCCCGGGGACCCCGCCCCGCGCGGCGCCCGCAUCCACACGUCCCGGGCCCGGCGCCCCCGGGCAGCCUCCUGGCUGUGUAAAGUUCCUGAGGAAAUGGACAGAGUGGUGGGCUGUGACCAAAGCCCCCAGAUGA
This is a messenger RNA of Rhinopithecus roxellana (golden snub-nosed monkey), 903 nucleotides long. RefSeq names its product basic proline-rich protein-like. The transcript is spliced from 3 exons. Lineage: Eukaryota; Metazoa; Chordata; Mammalia; Primates; Cercopithecidae. The record is from RefSeq and is a predicted model, not a curated record. The coding region runs from base 1 to 903 and encodes 300 amino acids.